CUCUUUUAUUUCCAGAAAGUGAGAGAACACAAUCAAAAGUCAAGAAGGACGCCACUUGUCAGCCACUUUGUACACCCACCCACUCCCCAGAAGAGCGGCACGUGCUGGUCACGCGUCGGCAAUCAGGGGACAAAAUCGGAAGCGGAAGUGUUAGCUUAACCGUUAUGCACUUGUCGGCCAAUUAGUGUGUGCAACUAACGAGUAGAUUCCAUAGUAUACGAAGGCAACAUGUUUUCCAUGGACAACUUUGAUUUGGAGGCCACCAUGGCGCGUCACUUCUUCGAAGGAUCGCAGGCCACCAAUGCCUCCACCUCCAGUUCCGAGUACUUCUUUGGCGACGAGCACAGCUCGGAGAGCGAUGACGAGGAUGAUGCCUAUAGCAGUGGCUUCAACAGCGACCAGGAAAACACCGAGAAGACACGGCGCAGCCACAAGCCGCGUCGCUUGAAGUGCGCCUCCCAGAUGGCCCAGCAGCGGCAGGCAGCCAAUCUUCGGGAGCGACGCAGGAUGCAGAGCAUCAAUGAGGCAUUCGAGGGACUGAGGACCCAUAUACCAACGCUGCCAUAUGAAAAGCGAUUGAGUAAGGUGAGUAAGGUCGAUACACUCAAGCUGGCCAUCAGCUAUAUAACAUUCCUCAGCGAAAUGGUCAAGAAGGAUAAGAAUGGUAAUGAGCCAGGACUGAGCUUGCAGCGUAAUUAUCAAAAGGAACCGCCCAAGAAAAUCAUCCUCAAGGAUCGCACAGGCGGUGUGGCGCAUUCCUUGUCCUGGUAUCGCAAGGGCGAUCGUUAUCCGGGCAGCAAGCUCUAUGCCCGCACCUGGACACCCGAAGAUCCACGCGGACCCAUCGCACAGAUCCAGCCGGUGUACAACAAUUCCAAUUCGAAUCAAAAUCAAAAUAGUAAUCAAAGCAGCGACGAUUUCAAUGGCAGUGCCGGCUCCGCUGAUAUGUCUGAUCCGGGAGUAGGGGCCAGCAUCUAUGGCAGCGGCAAUGGCAUGUGAGGAGAAGGCGCAGGGCACAGGCACUCAACCCUCUCAUAGAGAGAGAGGAAACAAUCCAACUAGUCAAGCUUUGCUAGUCAUUGCAUCUAUAACAACAUAUUAAUCAAUUUAAUAAUUAUAUGAGAAAAACAACAUGUUCUGUGGUAUUUAAUUGCUCUAAGUUCGCUAAUAUCUAAAUGUUAUAUACUAUACUUAGUGGUUUAGUUUAAAUCGAAUAAACAUUUCAAACAAAAUCUA
Messenger RNA from Drosophila obscura, 1236 nucleotides. It is a transcript of the gene Fer1, whose product is annotated as pancreas transcription factor 1 subunit alpha. The coding region runs from base 229 to 999 and encodes 256 amino acids. The transcript has 4 exons. Gene Ontology annotation, molecular function: DNA-binding transcription factor activity, RNA polymerase II-specific; RNA polymerase II transcription regulatory region sequence-specific DNA binding; protein dimerization activity. Lineage: Eukaryota; Metazoa; Arthropoda; Insecta; Diptera; Drosophilidae. The record is from RefSeq and is a predicted model, not a curated record. Gene Ontology annotation, biological process: regulation of transcription by RNA polymerase II; developmental process.